AUGGACUUCCGAAUCAGCGUUCAUCCUUACAAGGUCCGGGCUUGCGCUCCUCUUGUCUGCCCGCCUCCUGUCCCUUCCCUCUCUCGUCCCUCUUCUCCUUUCAUCCCUCCCUUCUCCCGUCUCUCCCCUCCUUUCAUCACUUCCUUCCGCCUGUCCCUCCCCUCCUCGCUUCUCUCACCUAUUCCCUCUCCGUGCCUACCCUCCUCUUCCUCCCCUUCCUCACCUUCCGCUCCCUCCCCUUCCUCUCCCUCCCUCCUCUCCCUCACCUCACCCUCUUCUCCCUCCUCUCCCUCACCCCCCUCUCCCUUCUCACCCUCCCAUACUCACCCUCCUCUCUCUCACCCUCCACUACCUCCUCGCCCUCCUUACAUUCCUUACCCUCCUCUCCCUCCUGAGUUUUAG
Molecule: messenger RNA, 402 nt
Organism: Closterium sp. NIES-65
Lineage: Eukaryota; Viridiplantae; Streptophyta; Zygnematophyceae; Desmidiales; Closteriaceae
Source: the annotation of a GenBank genome assembly